AUGGCUGAAUGGUUAAAGCGCCCAACUCAUAAUUGGAGAAUACUUAAUAAUACGGCGAAACAUUUAUACAAAACACCUAUCCCAAGCACACGCAAGGGAACCGUAGAUAGGCAAGUGAAAUCCAAUCCACGAAAUAAUUUGAUCCAUGGACGGCACCGUUGUGGUAAAGGUCGUAAUUCUAGAGGAAUCAUUACCGCAAGGCAUAGAGGGGGAGGUCAUAAGCGCCUAUACCGUAAAAUAGAUUUUCGACAGAAUCAAAAAGACAUAUCUGGUAGAAUCGUAACCAUAGAAUACGACCCUAAUCGAAAUGCAUACAUUUGUCUCAUACACUAUGGGGAUGGUGAGAAGAGAUAUAUUUUACAUCCCAGAGGGGCUAUAAUUGGAGAUACUAUUGUUUCUGGUACAAAAGUUCCUAUAUCAAUGGGAAAUGCCCUACCUUUGACCGAUAUGCCCUUAGGCACGGCCAUGCAUAACAUAGAAAUCACACGUGGAAGGGGUGGGCAAUUAGCUAGAGCAGCAGGUGCUGUAGCGAAACUCAUUGCAAAAGAGGGUAAAUCGGCCACUUUAAGAUUACCAUCUGGGGAGGUCCGUUUAGUAUCCCAAAACUGCUUAGCAACAGUCGGACAAGUGGGUAAUGUUGGGGUGAACCAAAAAAGUUUGGGUAGAGCCGGAUCUAAGUGUUGGCUCGGUAAACGCCCCGUAGUAAGAGGGGUAGUUAUGAACCCUGUGGACCACCCCCAUGGGGGCGGUGAAGGGAAAGCUCCCAUUGGUAGAAAAAAACCCACAACCCCUUGGGGUUAUCCUGCGCUUGGAAGAAGAACUAGGAAAAGGAAAAAAUAUAGCGAUAGUUUUAUUCUUCGUCGCCGUAAGUAAAUACGUAACUAGGAAUAUGGAAAAUUGCAUUUUUGGAAUUUGCAAUAAUGCGAUGGGCGAACGACGGGAAUUGAACCCGCGCAUGGUGGAUUCACAAUCCACUGCCUUGAUCCACUUGGCUACAUCCGCCCCUUAUCCAGCUAAAGGAUUUUUUUCUUUUUUCCAUUGAUCAUUAUUCUAUUUAUUCUGACCUCCGUACUUCGAUCGAGAUAUUGGACAUAGAAUGCCACUCUUUAAAAAGCAAAAAAGGAGUAAUCAGCUGUGACACGAAAAAAAACGAAUCCUUUUGUAGCUCAUCAUUUAUUGGCAAAGAUAGAAAAGGUCAAUAUGAAGGAGGAGAAAGAAACAAUAGUAACGUGGUCCCGGGCAUCUAGCAUUCUACCCACAAUGGUUGGCCAUACAAUCGCGAUUCAUAAUGGAAAGGAACAUAUACCUAUUUACAUAACAAAUCCUAUGGUAGGUCGCAAAUUGGGGGAAUUCGUGCCUACUCGGCAUUUCACGAGUUAUGAAAAUACAAGAAAGGAUACUAAAUCUCGUCGUUAACUGAAUUCUGAAUAGAAAGAUUAAGAAGAAAAAAAAGAUUCAAAAUAAAGUAAAGGUAGGCGGGGAAUAACCUUAUUUAUGACAAGUUUCAAACUAGUAAAGUAUAUCCCUAGGAUAAAGAAGAAGAAAAGUGGGCUAAGGAAACUCGCAAGGAAAGUUCCAACCGAUCGUCUACUUAAGUUCGAGAGAGUUUUCAAAGCACAAAAACGUAUCCCUAUGUCUGUUUUCAAAGCACAAAGAGUUCUUGACGAGAUUCGCUGGCGUUACUACGAGGAAACUUGUCAUAAAUAAGGUUAUUCCCCGCCUACCUUUACUUUAUUUUGAAUCUUUUUUUUCUUCUUAAUCUUUCUAUUCAGAAUUCAGUUAACGACGAGAUUUAGUAUCCUUUCUUGCAUUUUCAUAACUCGUGAAAUGCCGAGUAGGCACGAAUUCCCCCAAUUUGCGACCUACCAUAGGAUUUGUUAUGUAAAUAGGUAUAUGUUCCUUUCCAUUAUGAAUCGCGAUUGUAUGGCCAACCAUUGUGGGUAGAAUGCUAGAUGCCCGGGACCAC
Molecule: messenger RNA, 1966 nt
Organism: Triticum aestivum (bread wheat)
Lineage: Eukaryota; Viridiplantae; Streptophyta; Magnoliopsida; Poales; Poaceae
Product: 50S ribosomal protein L2, chloroplastic
Exons: 3
Coding region: 1-873 (290 amino acids)
Biological process (GO): mitochondrial translation
Cellular component (GO): mitochondrial large ribosomal subunit; ribosome
Molecular function (GO): RNA binding; structural constituent of ribosome; transferase activity
Source: RefSeq, a predicted model, not a curated record